Molecule: messenger RNA, 2646 nt
Organism: Pocillopora damicornis (cauliflower coral)
Lineage: Eukaryota; Metazoa; Cnidaria; Anthozoa; Scleractinia; Pocilloporidae
Product: endothelin-converting enzyme 1
Biological process (GO): protein processing
Cellular component (GO): plasma membrane
Molecular function (GO): metalloendopeptidase activity
Source: RefSeq, a predicted model, not a curated record
UCUCCUGUAGCCUGUGAAACAGGCGUAAUUUUAUUUGAUCUGAGUAUUAUUGCAAUCGGUGGUAAGCACGAAGCGAGUGCGAGGCAAGUGCGAGGUGAGCGAUGCAAAAAAAAGAAGCUUGUCCUUCAUGGUUUACUGACCGGACUUUUCUUUUCUUCUUGUAAAGAUGCCUUUAAGCAGCUGAAUCAGAGUGUUGAUCCUUGUGAGGAUUUUUACGAGUAUGUGUGCGGCGGAUGGGAAAACGAGAACCCUUUAGGAGAUAGUGAGACGUUUGUUACUGGCCUUACAUUGGCUAGAGAGAGAAGCUACAAUACACUCAGGGCCGCUUUAGAAAAUGCCAACAGAAACUACUUACAAAAUGACGCUGUUAUGAAGACACUGGGUUUCUUCAACGCCUGCAAUAACACAGCGGCUGUCGAGGCUCUGGGAGAUGAUCCGCUCAAGAAGUUGAUUGACCAAAUGGGGGGAUGGAACGUGACUGGUAACAUGACACCCUUGUCACUGAUGAGCAUCACAGAGAGGAUUGCUAAAGUAACAAGGGAAUUGUUUAUCAAACCUUUUGUUGACAUUGGAGUGUCUGUAGAUCCUCAUAACUCCAACAAACACAUUCUGCAGUUUCGUGAGGGACAACUUGGUAUGGUUAAAUCCUAUUACGCGAAGAGUACAACCGAACAUCAAGCUCUCGAAAACCUUGUGGACUUGGUAAAUGCAGUUUUUAAAAAACAGGGUCGGAAAUUCAAGAAAGACGAGUUAAUUGUCGCGUAUCCCAUAGAUUUUUACGUCAGAAUUUUCAAGUUUUACGAGGAAAAAACAAGAACGGAUCCCUUGGUUGUUGUUAAUUACAUCAUUUGGACUGUUAUCAAUAACUUUAUCGAAACAAUGCCGCGAAAAUACCGAGAGGCCCGGGACGAGUAUGUGACCGCCAUGUCAGGAAACAGCACCAGAUACCGCUGGAAAGAUUGCAUUGACAGAAUGCAGCCAGUAUUUGGAAUGCCGCUUGGCUUGCUGUUUGUGGACGUAGCAUUCGAUGAAAAAAGCAAGGAAACGAUAACGCAAAUGACCAGACUCAUAAAGGAUGAGUUUUUCAAGAGUGUUGAUGCUCUUCCUUGGAUGUCAGACGAGACGAAGGCAAAGGCGAAAGAGAAGGCCAAUGCUAUUGCCGAAGACAUAGGUUACCCAAGCUACAUCAAAGACCCGUCAAAGCUAGCCGCUACGCUUAAAGGACUGAAGGUUGGCGAUAACCUAUUUGAGAACACCGUUAGUGCCAUGGCGUUUGCCGCUAACCAAUCAUACAGUGUAUUGGACAAACCUGUGGACAGAGACAAGUGGUUCCUAGGCCCCUCGCAAGUAAAUGGUUACUAUUCACCAAGACAAAACCGCAUUGUGUUCCUGGCGGCCAUUUUACAACCCCCUUUUUACAAUCCGGAUUACCCAAAGAAAAUUUUUCGAUAAGGAUGGUAACAUAAAAAACUGGUGGUCCAUCGUCUCUCAUUUAGGUUUUAGUAAAAGGACAGAGUGUUUUGCUAAACAGUAUUCACAGUACGAAGUUUAUGGUAAAAAGAUAAAUGGAAAUAAGACAAAGAACGAGAACAUCGCCGACAACGGAGGGAUCAAACUGGCAUACAAAGCGUAUGAGGCACUUGUCCAAAAAGAAGGAACCGAGGGGGCUCUGCCAGGACUGGGACUAACAGAAGAACAAUUGUUUUUUGUGGGUUUCGCGCGGCCGUGGUGUAGUAUCUUCAGGAAGAAAGCAGCGCAUCUUCAACUUGAAACUGAUAAACACACGUUUUCUAAAUACAGAAUUAUUGGCACGCUCCAUAACUAUGACAAGUUCGCAGAGGUUUUCAGCUGCAAGCCAGGAUCUGCCAUGAACCCCCAGAAUAAAUGCACCUUGUGGUAAUCAAGGUACGAUUGAACCCAGCCUUUUACUCGAUAUAAUCGUGGUAACAUCAGAGCGCACUGCAAACUUGAGCUGACGAGCAAUAUAUUGGUAUGGUUCGGAUGUCGAUAACUUGUCAAGUGCUGAUGCAAAUUAGGCCUGAGCCCGUAGUCUCAUUCAUACCAGGACAGUGCCAUCAGUACCAAUACUGUAACCAUGGAACUAUUGAUUGAAUGAUAUCCUAACGUAGAAUAAUGAUAACUUUCUUUUGUUAAUAAUAAUCCGGUCUUUCAAAUAUUUCUUCUAUUAUUCUUUUGGAUGGUGAAAUCGUGACAUUGCUAUACUGAGGGUCCCAACCUAUCCGCGUUUUUGAAAAUACACUAUAAAUUUCCACAUUUUGUGUCGUACUUGAAUGUGAGAUUUAUGAAAAGCAGUUAUUGAAUCUUAGUGUUUGAGGAAGGAACAGCUGCUUUUCCAUUUAACAAAUAAGUCUCACGAGCAUUUUAUUUGAACAAACAUAGCCAUAGCGUAUAGAGUACAAUUACCUCACAGUUUUAAAUUAGGCAUAUUGUACUUUGAAGGCUGUCGAAAAAACUGCUUUCAUAGUUUAAACGGUAAACUCUUUGAGUGCCUCUCAAUCGCAAGUAAUAAGGUAUAAUGUUUAAACUUAGGAUUACUAAGAAAUGGUUGAUGUUUAAGACAAAAGAUUUCUCUUUAUUUAUCUUCCAUAAACAUAUUCAUGUAAAUAAAGUUCACUUAUUCUUGGA